This is a messenger RNA of Heterobasidion irregulare TC 32-1, 891 nucleotides long. RefSeq lists its product as uncharacterized. The transcript has 9 exons. The record is from RefSeq and is a predicted model, not a curated record. The coding region runs from base 1 to 891 and encodes 296 amino acids. Gene Ontology annotation, cellular component: nucleus; ribonucleoprotein complex; cytoplasm. Gene Ontology annotation, molecular function: mRNA binding. NCBI's taxonomy places the organism in Eukaryota, Fungi, Basidiomycota, Agaricomycetes, Russulales, Bondarzewiaceae.
AUGGCCCGUCGUCUUUAUCUUGGCAAGCUACCUCCGGACACGAGGACCGACGAUGUCUCAAAGUUUUUUGACGGCUAUGGAAAAAUUGUUGAUUGUAGAGUCAUGACCGGCUUUGGCUUCGUUGAGUUUGAAAGCUCGCGAGAUGCCGAGGAUGCCAUGCAUCACUUCAACGGAAAAAAUUUCAUGGGCUCUAGCAUCGUUGUUGAGUUCGCUAAAGAAUCGCGUCCUCGUCGUGACCCUUACGACGACCGGUACGGCGCCCCUCGCGUCAGGAGGCCCCCUGGCAUUCGCAUUACCGUCACUGGCAUUUCCAGGGAUACUAGCUGGCAGGAUCUCAAGGACUUCGGUCGGGAAGCUGGUAGUGUAUCCUUCGCUGAUAUCGACCGCGACAACGUUGGCACGGGCAUUUUGGAAUACAUUGCCCGAGAGGAUGCUGAUCGAGCAGUCAAAGAACUUGACGGCAAGGAUCUUCGUGGUCAAUCUGUCCGAGUCGCCUUGCAAGAAGACCGUGGCCCGGACAAUUAUCGUCGCGACGACCGUCGCGUAGAUGAUCGCUACCGCGAUGACCGCUAUAGGGAUGAUCGGCACCGUGAUGAUCGUCAUGAGCGUUCAUACCGCGAUGAUAAACCCUACCGCCGUGAACGUUCGCGCUCGCCUGCUCGCCGCGGCGACGUGGACGAUCGACGCCCCAGGUCCCCUCCACCUCGAAGGGAUCUUGAUGAUAGGAGGCCUGCAGGGUACGAUGAUCGACGAGGAGGGUAUGAUGACCGACGAGGCCCUGACCCUUAUUAUGAUCGCCGCAGGGAUGACAGGCGCCGCGACGAGAAGGACGACCGGAUCGACGAUAGAGUGUCUUCGAGGCAUGCGAACGGGGAUGGCGGGUGGCGCUGA